This is a messenger RNA of Physella acuta, 5003 nucleotides long. RefSeq names its product ADP-ribosylation factor GTPase-activating protein 1. Gene Ontology annotation, biological process: regulation of ARF protein signal transduction; regulation of endocytosis. The record is from RefSeq and is a predicted model, not a curated record. Gene Ontology annotation, cellular component: Golgi membrane. NCBI's taxonomy places the organism in Eukaryota, Metazoa, Mollusca, Gastropoda, Physidae. Gene Ontology annotation, molecular function: GTPase activator activity.
GAGUUGACAACUCAGCAAGCAUAAUUCUUAUUUUCACAUAAGAGAGUAGCUCUAGAAUCUAGAUCAGUAGAAGCUAGAUUCUAGAUAAAUAGCAGAAUCUAGUCUAGUUAAAAGUGAUAAUUGACCCGAUGAUAGUUAACAGAUGUAGAAUCAAGAUCAAGUUAGAUAUACAAACAAUACUUUUUCUAUAUCAAUUACUAAUUAGGCCUACUCAAUUAAAUUAAAAGUUAAUGUUAGGGGCCUAUCACCAAGUCCAAGUAAUAAGUAAUCUAGAAUCUAGUAGUAGAAUCUAUCUGCUACAGUACACAUACCGAUUCUUAAGAUAGAGAGAGAGUCUUUAUUACCUACACUUAACUUAGGGACUUACACUAACUAAGGAUAGGUCAGGAUAUCAUGGCAAGUCCCAGAACAAGACGUGUUUUAAAGGAUCUAAAAUUAAAAGAAGGCAACAAUAAUUGUUUUGAAUGUGGUUCCCAUAAUCCACAAUGGGUCAGUGUAACAUAUGGGAUCUGGAUAUGUUUAGAGUGCUCUGGUAAACACCGCAGUUUAGGUGUGCACCUUAGCUUUGUUCGGUCUGUGUCCAUGGACAAAUGGAAAGAUUCAGAGUUAGAAAAAAUGAAAGCUGGUGGGAACAAAAUGUGUAAAGAUUUUUUUUCAUCACAACCUGACUAUAGAGAAGGAAUGAGUUUGCAGGAAAAAUACAAUACAAAAGCUGCAGCGCUUUUAAGAGAUAAGGUGGCUACCGUAGCAGAAGGAAAACCAUGGAGUAUAGAGACUUCAUCAGCUAAAAAUUAUGUUGCAUUCCAACCGUCCCGUCUCUCUACAUCAGCAUCAACCCCUAGGUUGUCAUCUAACUCAUAUCGUGAUGGUGGAUCCUUUCAUAACAGUAGCAGCACAGGGGAUCUGGGGGGAAUGUACAACACUGGCUAUCAAGAUGUAGAUACACAUAAUGGAGAUUAUAUAAAAAGACAAAAGGAUGACUACUUCAACAGAGUGCAGCAAGAAAAUGCUGGUCGCCCUGAGCACUUACCUCCAAGUCAAGGUGGGAGGUAUACUGGCUUUGGAAACACGCCUCUAGUAGAUAAUAAAAAAGAUGACUUCUUUGAUAACACACUCUCUUCACUAUCAUCUGGCUGGUCGACUUUUGCAUUAAGUGCAACCAAAUUUGCUUCAGCUGCUACUGAAAAAGCAACUCAGUUGGCCACCACCACAGCCAAGAAGACCAAAGAGCUGGGCACCACAGUGACAGAAAGUGUCAUCAAACCUACGGCAGAAAAGGUUAAAGAGGGACAGCUAUUAAAUGAAGUUGGAACAUCAAUGAGUGGCCUAGCAUCUAAGUUGUCGGCUGCAAGCACCAAAGGCUGGAAGGACUUGCAGUCCCUGUGGAGUGAACCUAAGACAACCCUGACCACUGCUGACACCAGCCCUGGGGAGAAGUCUUCUCUACUCAGCAGAUCUUCAUAUGGCAGUGGAGAAGAUUCGUCUAAAAGUCACCUGCUAGGGGAGGAUGAUGAGUCAUGGGGUGACUGGGGUCAAGAAUCUGACCUUUCAUCAUCUAAAAAAUCCAGCAAGACCUCGGACUGGUCAGCUGGUAAUGAAGAUGAUUUAGAAGCUUGGCUGAAUGACGACAAAUCUGCUCUGUCUUCUGGUGCCAAGGUGAAGGGAAAGAAGAAAAGUGAUGAUGACUGGGACAGUUGGAAAGCCAAUGACUCCUCCAAGUCAUCUUUGUCUGGAAAGUCAACUUCCUCUUCAUCCAAAUCCAAGAAAAAGUCUCAAAAAUCUUCUACGGGUGUUUCAUCUUCAGACGGCUGGGAAGAUGCAGACUGGAACACAGGAUUCACUUCUGCUGCCUCUAAGCAGAAGCAACCACUGGUUGGAAAUCUUCUGGACUUGGAUGAUGGGAAUGGUAUAUCUUCCACUGGAGGGGGGGAUGGGUGGGAUAACGAGGUAUGGGCUGAUGAAAAUGAUGCUGACGACUGGCAGACGCUGGAUCUGGCUGGAGAAAGCAACAAGACCAGAUAAGGAUUUUUAGCCCUAGAUUUCUGUCGGAUAUCCAACUGUACAUUGUUGUUGUGGAUUUCAAACUUUGGUUGCACACAGUAACAUACAUCUCAUUUCAUGACGUCAUCGGUCUGUUGAUACAUUGAUGUACCAUAAAUAUGUAAAAAUCAACAGUAUUAUGUCAAAAAUUAGUCUACAGAAUCUGCUGCUAGGCUAAAUCAUCUUAUGGAUUGAUAUUGACAUGUGAAAAGAAUUGCAUUAGUCUUAAAAAACUAUUGUACUGAUAUUUAUACACUGUUUUUUUUUUUGUUUGCUAAUGUGUAGAUAUAAAUAUUAUGUUUUGUUAGCAGACUGAUUUUAGCACACAGGAAUAACAGAUGGUAGCUUUGUUUUAUCUUUGUAAUUUAUUUAACUGCUAUACCCAUGGGUUUUUUUUAUUAAAGGCUUGGUGAAUUUAUUUUUGAAUGAAAUAUUUUAAAACUACUUCUAUUGGUAUAAACAGAAUAUUUUUUGAAUUAGUUUGUUGCUAGUAAAUAAUCCUUAUAAAUGUUGAUAAACAAAAGUAUAUAACGCCUGGCUUGGUUGUUUUUAACUGCUGAUUAAAUGUAACCACCACUGUGUUGGUAAUUAAAGAACUCAGAAACUUUAGUAAUACCCACCUUAACAAAUUACUCUGUUGUUGCUAAUAUUUCUUUAUGCUGUAUAUCAAAUAAAAACUAGUCUAUUAUACAAAAAUGUAUGUAAAUAAAAUUGUCUAGCAAGUAAGUACUUGUUAUAAUAUCACUAUAUAUUUUUCAUUUAACAUUGCAUUUACUCUUGCAACAUGUUUUUUAUAUAUGUCUAGGAAAGAAAAACUUGCAACAAGUUAAUGUUAUAUGAACAUUUUUGCCACGGAACAUACAUACUUGCUGCAAAUUUGCUUUUUCUAGACAUGUAUAGUAUACAUAUUGCUAAUGUAAAUGCUGGGUAGAAAAAAACUACAGUUUAAAAACAUACAUAAAAACAUACAAAUAUUUUUAUCCUUGUGUAUAGUCUAAAAAAAAUUUUAUGUCAUUAAAAGAUUUUUUUAGUUCAUUUUAGUUUUUCUCAGUCCUCUUCAAUCCAUUAAAAUAUAUUCUCCAUCUGCAUUUUAAUAAAUAGAUGUAGUUAAUGAUGAAUGUUUUGCCUGAAUUAAGUAGGUCUUCAAUUUUCUGGGGAAUUUGCUUUACGCUUUUCCAUUUGGUUUAUUUAGCUUUCUGAUUAUAUAUAACCGGUAGGUUUUAUAUAUAACCGGUAGGUCUUAAUAGAAAACAAACUGAAAACAUUAAGCUAGUAUUCAUCACAUUAUCUAAUAAAAGGUAGAAAUAGAAAUAAAAUUGUAAAAUAUGUAGGACAUUUUGUGAACAUUCCAUUAAGCAGAUGAAACUAAGACAGUCCCCUUCAUUUUCUGACUGCCUACUUUCACACAUGAGCAACAGGCCUGUAUCAUCAAUUCCUUGGUGCAGAAAAUAAAGUGUUCAUAUAACUUCAUGCAAUUGUAACUUUAAUGUAAAUUAUGAUGUUAGAGUUUUUAUGUAUCCAUUUUGUGAAGUGUAUAUUCUGUUUUCUUAUUAGUAAUAUUAGUGUUAUUUGGUUUUUUAACCUAAAAUUAAUUGCUUUUACAUCAUAACAUUAUUAGAGCAGUUUUGGAUUUUUCAAAAAAUUCUUCUGAUUCAUAAUGCAAACUAUUUACAUAAAUCUGAACUAUUUUUUUUUUUUAUUUUAAAAUAAGGAUGAUUAACUAAUUCCAGAAGCGAAAAAAGUUUGUAUUGCCUUUAAAUAGUUUAAAACAACAAAUUUAUUAGUAAAAUUGGUAUCAUCGCUAUUUGUCUUCCACUCAUAACUGCUGUCAAAAAACAGGUUAAAAUUACUUCGAAAUAUUUAGAGUUAGCCUAUGUGCAUCAUCCAUACUUUAUGCCAAGGAUCUUAAGAAGUGAAUACUAUAAUAAAUUAGUGCAUUUUGUCAUUAGUAUGUGAUUCUGUAGUGUAAUGAGAAUAGGUAGAUAAUUUUUAAACAGCUAUUGGAAUAACAUGACUUUUUUGCGUUCUGCUAGGUUACUCUUUUAUUUAUAUCCAUCAUAACUAUUAGAGGUCAUCUAUGUAUGAUGUCCAAUGCAUUAUAUUUAACAUCAGUAUAUUUAGGCUGAGGUUUUAUCACAAAAUUUUAGUUUUCUGAGUCUGCAUACAAAAAAUGUAAGUUUUACUAAAGUGCUUGUAAUUUUUUUAAAAACAGAACUCGCUUGUUCAACAAGUCAUGGCAUCAGUAAUUAUCAAAUAUUUACCAGUUGAUAAGCAAGACGUUAAUGAAAAUAGAAAUUAUGUAUAUUGUUGGAUCUGAUUGCAGAAAAUAUUAUUUUUAAAUUUUCAAUGUUUUAGAUCUCUUAAAAAAAUGUUGUUAUAAAAAUGGAUGACACCUCCCCAACCCUUAUAGGUAGUGUUGAUGAAUAUUCUUUGCUUUAAAAAUUUUGAAUAGCUAAUGAUCUAACUCCAAUAUCUUCAUAAUAUCUGAAGUCUAAAGGAUUGUUAAAAAUAUGACAAUUUACAUCAGCUAUAUCAGACCAAAACUACUUAAAUUAGCUCUACUCCCUAGUCAACUGAAUGGGGUUGUAUUGUACAACCUACACUGUAAACAGUACAAAACAUCACUACACCUUAUUAUAUGUAAUCAGUCGUCUCAUGAAAGUGGGUUGUGACCAGUGGGUGAAAGGUCACUGCAUUUGAUCACAGUUUAACAUUAUAUUCAUGUUGUGGAUGUGUGACUGAAUUGUUUUAAAGAAAUAUUCCAAACAUACAUAGUAUGUAGUAACUGUGUUAAAAAUAUUCAAACUCAAGCCCAUGCUUAACAUAACUGGAGCUGUACAUUCUCAGAUGUGAAAUAUGGUUUCAAUUAUAUUUGUGCAUGAAGAAAACAUGUUUUUGUUUUAAUUUUCUGUAUGUGGUUAUUAUUUUUCUUUUUAAUUUAAUAAAUAGGCGUACUUUUUCCA